Messenger RNA from Ochotona princeps (American pika), 2678 nucleotides. RefSeq names its product solute carrier family 25 member 21 (gene SLC25A21). NCBI's taxonomy places the organism in Eukaryota, Metazoa, Chordata, Mammalia, Lagomorpha, Ochotonidae. The record is from RefSeq and is a predicted model, not a curated record. Bases 207 to 1016 code for a protein of 269 amino acids. The transcript has 11 exons. Gene Ontology annotation, biological process: transmembrane transport.
CCGGGCGAAGAUGUCGGCCCAGGCAGACGUCGGCUUAGUGCGCGAGGCUUCGCGGCAGAUCGUGGCCGGUGGUUCUGCUGUGACUGCACUGUGUUGCAAUCCCACCAGCAGUGAAUGGUUCCUGUUUCCUGAGAUCCUUGCCAGGAUUUGGUGCUUUCAGUGUUCUCAUUUUGAUCAUUCUGUUAGGUCUUGUAGAAAUUUGCCUGAUGCACCCCCUCGAUGUGGUGAAAACCAGGUUCCAGAUUCAGAGAUGUACAACUGACCCGAACAGUUAUAAAAGCUUGGGAGACAGCUUUCGAAUGAUUUUCCGAACAGAAGGGUUGUUUGGUUUUUACAAGGGAAUUCUACCACCCAUCUUGGCUGAAACACCAAAAAGAGCAGUGAAGUUUUUCACCUUUGAGCAAUACAAGAAAUUGCUAGGAUAUGUGUCACUGUCACCAGCGGUGACAUUUGCCAUUGCUGGACUUGGGUCUGGACUUACCGAAGCCAUCGUGGUGAAUCCUUUUGAGGUAGUUAAAGUUGGCUUGCAAGCCAAUCGGGAUGCAUUUUCAGAGCAACUGUCCACCAUGAGUUACGCAAGACACAUCAUUAAGAAGGAAGGCUUCGGAUUCCAGGGCCUCAACAAAGGAUUUACGGCAACUUUGGGACGUCAUGGAGUUUUCAACAUGGUUUAUUUUGGCUUCUACUACAAUGUCAAAAACAUUAUUCCUGUCAAUAAGGAUCCAACCCUGGAGUUCUUGAGAAAAUUUGGGAUCGGUCUUCUCUCAGGGACAAUAGCCUCAGUCAUUAACAUCCCUUUUGAUGUUGCCAAGAGUCGGAUCCAAGGGCCUCAGCCAGUUCCUGGAGAGAUCAAGUACAGAACCUGUUUCCAAACAAUGGCGACAGUCUAUCAGGAAGAAGGGAUUUUAGCUUUAUACAAAGGCCUGCUCCCCAAGAUUAUGAGACUUGGACCAGGUGGUGCGGUGAUGCUGCUGGUCUAUGAAUAUAGCUAUUCGUGGCUGCAGGAGAACUGGUGAUGGCCUGGGAAGUAUUUUUUGCCCCUGAGAUGCUGGACAUUUGCUGUGCAGCAUCAGAAACAGGAGAGACUAUUGAUGAGCUAAGCUAGGCAGGCUAUGAUAAAGGGGAGAACAGUUUGAACAAGAAUAAAUCCAAUUUUGAUACUUUGGAAAUUGUCUUUAGACAAAUGAAAAGGAUGAUUUGGGCUACUUAGAGAGGAAAAGAAAAAUAAUAGGAAGCAAUGAGGUGAUGUAAAUUGAAUAUAGGAAAAUCGCACAGAAAGCAAAUGUAUUUCAUAAAAGCGAUAUAAGCUUUGUUGCUUAAGGCUCCUUAUACAAUACUUUACAAAGAAAAUUUAUUGUGAUGAUAGUUGUUUUCCUAAGAGGUCUAGGAAUGCUUCAAAUGAAUCACUGAAAAUAAACCACCUUGUAGCUCGUUCUUUAAGAGGUAUCCAAUGAAUGACCAGGCUAAAAAAAAUGUCAAAACUUAACAGUUUCCCUAUGAGAUCAAAAAUUUUCACAAUUACUAUUUAAGGGCCACAGGAAAAUGUCUUUAAUGUGCACACAAAUGGCCUUUUAAGGAUAUUUAAUUCUGUGAAUCCAUGUUAAGAUGUCAAUCUGAUGACUUUAUUUAGUAAUAAUACACAUCCCAGCUCUGUUUUCCUUAACCUACUUGGUAUUUGACCUCGUUGUUUCAAGCAUAUUUUAUAAAUGUCAGAAAUCUUUCAUUACAAACAUAAUACACGAAAUUAUAGUAAACUUUCUUUCACAAAGUUUGCUUUGCAAAUACAUUUAAUUGCUGAAAUAUUUUCAUAUUAAAUCACAAAUCGGAAGCACUCCCUGGGUAUGUCUUGUUAUCUAUAUUUAUAUUAAAAUACCUUUUCUAAGAACUCACCUACGCCAUCCUUAAAAAUAAGUUGUAGAAUCAAACUGCAUAUCCAGGUUGUUAGCUUUUAGAAUAAAGGCAAACACAUUUCAAAAUGGAAGAACAUUCUUAGCAUUUCUAAGGAUGCCUGUAGUAACAUGCACUCUAAAAAGACUUUGGUCUUUAUAUAACCAAACUUGACUUUAUGUCUACAUCCUGAAAUGAUGCUACUUCCAGUCGGCAGAAAUGUCUGCAGGUUCCAAAGGACACAUGUUCAAAACGACUUCUACGAGAUAUUUGUACCAUGGGUCUAUGUCACUACAGCAUCUUGAAAAUAAAAAGUAAAGGAUAACAUAGUAAUUAUUACUUUUUAUUAAUUUAGAGCAUUUUAAGUAUAAAAAUAAAAGGCUUUUUGACAUUCUGUAUAUACAUACACAGCCUUCUGUUGUACAACCUUUCCAACGUGUUUAAUUUAUAGUUCAGCCCAAUAUUCAGGAAGAGGAGUCAUUAAAACAUAAAAAUGAAGAGAAGUAGGAUAUGUUCGCAAACAAACUGCAGUCUGGCAGGGAACGAUCUUGCAUCCUGUGAGAGUAUCGCCUGCACAGCGGCCUUGAAACUGAGCCUUUCACCUUUCCAUGUGGGUGAGAUGGAAAGGGUUUCUGAAGAAUGCAUUUGUCAGUUUAUAAACAACACUUUUACCCUCAAAAAACAGAGAAAUAUGUUAGCAUGGACCAAUAAUAAUAAUGUUUAAAACUCAAACAGCCCCAACCCUAUAUUUCAUCCCAUUUUCUUUCUGAUAUUUUUAAAGUGGCUUUUUU